AUGGUGCGCCUUGCUCUUUGGAUGCUUCUGGCGUCGUACAUAGCGCCUCUGGCUACUGCGCAGGUCUUUGACCUCUCUGAGUUACAGUGGACGCUAAAGAACCAGAAUGGUUCUAUAGUCGUACCCGGCUCCUUACCCUCACAAGCUCACCUUGAUCUUUUCGAGGCUGGUAUCAUCAAUGAACCAUUGCUUGGUAUCAAUGAGUUCACGGAAAGAUGGGUCAUAAACGAUAACUGGACGUAUACCGCGGACUUGACUCCCUUCACCAAAAAUUACAAGAGUGACACGUCCGACAAGAUGCUCCUUGUUUUCUAUGGAAUCGACACUAUUGCUAACAUUACGUUUGCCGGCCACCCCGUGGCUUGGGUCAACAAUCAGUUCCGACGUUACACUUAUGAUGUCUCAGACUACUUGAUUUCUCCUGCUGGAGAGGAUAAAAACUUGACGAUUGCGCUUGAAAGCGCAUGGUAUUACGGACAGAACGUGACAAUGCGACCAGAUGCUGAAUACUUCCCGAACAUUCCAAAUGUCGCCACGUCGGAUAAUUUUGAAUAUCCUAAUGUCCGUAUGUGGAUCCGCAAGAUCGACGACGACUUCGGCUGGGAUUGGGGACCAGCUUUCGUUCCCUGCGGCGUCUACAAACCGGCCUACCUUGUGACGCUCUCUGAGUCUGAGCCUCGAGAUAUAGCUUCUGGGGUCACGACAUAUCCUGCAACAAGCAGUUCCGUCCUUCUGGACGAAACUUCUCUCGAUAUCUACAAGUACGGCCAAAAUCCAUCUGUUGCUCCAGAUCAAUCCGCAGACUGGAUUCUUAACGUUACGUUUGGCAUCCGCUCAAUCAAAUCGUUCGAAAAGCCAACCGUCACUCUAUCCAUCCCGGAACUCUACCUCACAUCAGAGGCGCUGGAUCUUGGACCUAUUCCUGCCAAUACUGAUGAGAAUACAUACCUGAGUGUCUCCUGGUCCAUUCCAGACAGCGCUCCCGAAAGGUGGUAUCCGAUUGAUCUUGGUGCCCCCAAGCUCUACAACCUAACUAUCACUUUGGACCCCUCUCCGGGUCAGGGCGACGGAGCAAGUACUGAAUCAAUCACUCAGACUAUCACCACAGGAUUCCGUACUAUUCAACUGUUGCAAACCCCCUACUCCGCGGAGGAGAUUGCAUCGCGAGGUAUUACACCUGGUGACCAAUGGCAUUUCGCUAUCAAUGGAAAGGCGUUCUACAGCAAAGGAACGAACAUAAUCCCAUUCGAUCCCUUCUACUCACGCAUCAAACCUGAGGCAGUUCGUUGGGUCCUGGACAGUGCUAUCAAGAGUGGUCAAAACAUGCUUCGUGUUUGGGGUGGAGGCAUUUAUCAGCCAUCCGAUGCUGCUACCGACGGAGGACUGUAUGACUUCUAUAGUCUUUGCGAUGAGCUCGGUAUACUUGCGUGGUCGGAGCUCAUCUUCUCUGACUCGCUAUACCCCAUUAACGACUUCCUGCUGGAGUCUAUCGAGCCUGAAGUGCGUCAGAACGUUCGUAGGAUUAACAAGCACCCUAGCAAUGUACAAUGGGCUGGUGGCAACGAAAUCGAGGGUAUCGUGAUGAGCGCCAAUACCUCCCUUGCUAACGGCACGCAUUACCUGGAUGAGUUCGUUUACUUGUUCCAGGAUUACUUGCAUGAUAUUGUGCUUUCAGAGACGAACUCUGUUCCCCUCGAUCCCUAUGUCAUUCGUUUUGCAAAUGGUACCCCAGGAUAUAUUUAUGGGAAUACUGAGCGAUACAACUACAAUGCCUCGCUGGCUUUUGACCUGACAACGUAUCCUGUUGGUCGCUUUGUCAAUGAGUUUGGUUUCCACUCCAUGCCAUCGUUCUACAGCUGGGAGGAGGUCCUCGAAAAUCCCGAAGACUACGCAUUCAACUCCACUGUCGUCAUGUCGCGUGACCACCACCCUCCUGCUGGCAAUCUCGCGUGGCCGAACCCCAAUGCGCCUCAGGGCCAGUACCAAAUGUCCAGCGCUGUCGAGCUCUGGCUUCCCACUCCUGGAACUUCAGACUCAAACCAGACCUUUGCUCAAUGGUGCUGGAGUACUCAGCUUUUCCAGUCCAUGAAUAUGGUUGCACAGAUCGCAUGGUACAGGCGUGGUGCGGGUUUAGGCGAGAACAACCUUGGAAGCUUAGUUUGGCAACUGAACGACAUCUGGCAAGGUGUCAGCUGGUCGGCCAUCGAAUACUCCGGAAGAUGGAAAGUCCUUCAGUACGGCAUGGCGACUGUCUACUCCCCUGUCAUCAUCGAUCCCUUCUGGUUCCCAGGGAACGAGUCACUUACCAUCUUGGCUACGUCUGACCGCUGGGAGACGGUGGACGGUACUGCGCAAUUGACAUGGUAUGAUUGGAAUGGGAAUGCAAUCAACUCGAUGACCACGCCAUUCUCCAUUCCGACUCUGAACAACUCAAUUAUUUAUGAGGGAAUUGGCCUUGACACCAUACUGCCCUCUGGUUAUAACGCGAAUGACGUCUGGCUCCUGAUGAACGUGACUGCUACCACCGACAACAAACUUGUAACCAGCGAGUCCUAUUUCACUCCGGUGUCGCUUGCUUACUCCAACCUCGUCGAUCCAAAGAUCGCGGUGACCGCCAGUGACAACUAUACGUUCACGUUAUCUGCAAAGGGCGGCGUAGGUGCUUGGACAUGGCUCGAUCACCCUUCAGGGACGGUCGGGUACUUCGUUGAUACUACGACUGGACUUCCUUCAAACGGUUACUACCUCAUUCCUGGUAUAGAUCGCACUGUUCAAUUCAUACUCAGCACGAAACUCUCGACGGUCCAAAGUUCUGACCCUUCUGAUUUCGUAGUGAGAUCGCUGUGGAAUAAUACCCAUAUCUAA
This is a messenger RNA of Suillus paluster, 2865 nucleotides long. Its product is annotated as glycoside hydrolase family 2 protein. The record is from RefSeq and is a predicted model, not a curated record. The coding region runs from base 1 to 2865 and encodes 954 amino acids. The transcript has 13 exons. Gene Ontology annotation, molecular function: beta-mannosidase activity. NCBI's taxonomy places the organism in Eukaryota, Fungi, Basidiomycota, Agaricomycetes, Boletales, Suillaceae. Gene Ontology annotation, biological process: glycoprotein catabolic process.